Molecule: messenger RNA, 725 nt
Organism: Alnus glutinosa
Lineage: Eukaryota; Viridiplantae; Streptophyta; Magnoliopsida; Fagales; Betulaceae
Exons: 5
Coding region: 66-524 (152 amino acids)
Source: RefSeq, a predicted model, not a curated record
CUUCAAGAAGUUAAAGAACCACCACUCGUCUCUCCUUUCAUCUUCUCAACCAAACAAGGCUCACAAUGUAUGCAAGUGUGAAGGUGAGGGUAAACAAACAAGAUGAUCAAUUUUCCCUCCCAAGUGAUAAUGAAUCAUUGCUGAUUCUGAGGAUUAAGGACUCCCUAUCCAUUGGAGCCGAGGACAACCAGAGCCAUUCUUCGCCUUCUCUUGCCAUAAUCACAAAGAUUUCUACCUUUGGAACAGUGAAGAACAUUGCACAUACUCAUAAAAAUACCAAAUCAAAUAUUAGAGCUAAUUCAGCUCCACCUCCGCGAGCCGUCUUGUCCAGUCCAGACAAUGAUGGGAUGAUUGGAAGCAGAAACAAAUUGAUGGAAGAAAAAUGUUGGCAUUCUAGACCAAAAGAGAAGAUGCCUGCAGCCCAAAAUAAGGUCAAGGCAGCAAGGCCUCUGAGCACCAAAAAAGGCUCCAAGGAAGUAUCAGAUAAUAAGCAAAGGAAACUUCAUGAACCUUCAUGCCUUUAAAUAUGCCAUAUGCCUAGUUGCUUUUGAAUAUGCCAAAUGCCUUGGUGGCUUCUUGAUGCUUGGUUUCAAACUUUUCAAGUGUAAUGUUUUUCAAAUUGUAGGGGGAAUAUUCAAUUGAAAUGGAGUGAAAUUUAGAGUCACAGGGGUCGAAGACUCGUGACCUUUGCUCUUAAAAAUUGAAAGUAAACGACGGAAACAAUA